Molecule: messenger RNA, 3300 nt
Organism: Anopheles marshallii
Lineage: Eukaryota; Metazoa; Arthropoda; Insecta; Diptera; Culicidae
Gene: TTLL5
Product: tubulin polyglutamylase TTLL5
Exons: 5
Coding region: 1-3300 (1099 amino acids)
Biological process (GO): protein polyglutamylation; microtubule cytoskeleton organization
Cellular component (GO): cilium
Molecular function (GO): tubulin-glutamic acid ligase activity; tubulin binding
Source: RefSeq, a predicted model, not a curated record
AUGCUAUCCGUGGCUUCUGAUAACAACAACAAAUUUAUUGUGUGCGGGCGGAAACUAAACGGGUACUCUAGUUUGGAUUUAUUCGUUAUGCCUAUAACCGACAAACCGCGAUUAAAUCACUCACAAAAUGCCAAAAAAAUCAUACCAGCUACACCCAAUCCAUGGGUCGCCGGUGGUCCUCCGGGAGGAAAGGACGCCGUCCUGGUGUUCCGCACCUACGCGCUAUCACCGGCGGCUUCGGAGAACGGUUCGGACCUAUGCUCCGGUAGUGGCAGCCCAUCAGUGACACCGUCGUCGGAAGCUUCGUCAAGCCCAUAUCCAGCCGAUACUGCAGCCAACGCUGGUUCGUCAACAACAACUCGGCUGGCCGAGUUGAAGAGCGCACAUAAAGCAUCUUCCACUGCCACCAAUUCUACACUGCCGAAGAAUUUUAACGUUCAGCGUAAAACGCGUGGAACGGCACCGAGCAGAAGCAGCACAGUCACUACCGAGGACGAAAACGAUGACGAUGAGGAAGAGGGUGAAGGUGGUGACGAGGAUGAGGAUGAUGAGGAGGAUGAGCUUGAGCGUAAUGAUCGGGUUGCGGCCAGAGAAGAAGACGUUCAGGACGAUGAAGAGACAGGAGAGGGCGAGGGCAAUGACGACGAGGAGGAUGGGGAUGAAACGGAUGCCGGUACAACAUCGCAGGAGGAAUCAAGCCCGGUCAAGGGAAAGGCAACAGUCGCUGGUGAAAAUUCGGGACGCACCAACAAGCCCAAAAAACGUCAGCUCGAAUCGUCGUCCUCGUCCAGCUCGCUUAGCAAUGCGUCCAUGUCCAGCGUUAAGGGUGGCUCGGGUGAUGAAAUAGACACGGAAAUGUCAACUUCGAAAUCGGAACCCGCGCUUGCGAUGGCCGCAAUGGACAAGAAACUAGCCGCACAUCGCAAACACAAGGAGGAAAACAAAGAAAACCAACAAAGCGCACCAACGAAAACGGAAAUGCCGGCUGCACAGUUAAACAUUUGCUACAAGUUCAUUAACACGGAAACGCGACUGCUAAGGAAGAUCCUAAACGCGCACGGUAUGGGCGAGAGUGGACCGGAGUGUAAUGACUUCAAUCUGCUGUGGACGGGCAUACAUCUGAAGCCGGACAUUUUGCGUAAUCUAGCCCCGUAUCAGCGGGUGAAUCAUUUCCCGAGGUCCUACGAGCUGACACGCAAAGAUCGUCUAUACAAAAACAUUGAGCGGAUGCAGCAUCUUCGGGGCUAUAAGCAUUUCGACAUUGUACCACAAUCAUUCCUACUGCCACAGGAUUACAAGGAACUGAUAGCAGCGCAUAACAAAUGUCGGGGCCCAUGGAUUGUAAAGCCGGUUGCCUCUAGCCGAGGUCGGGGUAUUUUCAUUGUCAAUUCGCCGGAUCAGAUUUCAUCGUUUGAACAGGUCGUGGUGGCCAAGUACAUUUCCGAUCCGCUUUGCAUCGACGGGCAUAAAUGUGACAUUCGCAUAUACGUUGCAGUGACCUCGUUCGAUCCACUCAUCAUCUACAUCUACGAGGAGGGUCUGGUCCGGCUGGCCACCGUCAAGUACGACCGGACGGCGGAAAAUCUCUGGAAUCCCUGCAUGCAUCUGUGCAACUAUAGCAUCAACAAGUACCACACCGAUUACAUCCGUUCGAGCAACGCCGGGGAAGAGGAUGUCGGGCACAAGUGGACGCUGAGUGCGCUGUUGAGGCACCUCCGCAGCCAGGGUUGCAACACCGAGCAGUUGAUGCUCGCGAUCGAGGAUUUGAUCAUUAAGGCAAUUUUCUCCUGCACGCAGCCGAUCGUGUCCGCCUGCCGGAUGUUUGUGCCGCACAUUGGCAACUGCUUCGAGCUGUACGGCUUUGAUAUCUUGAUCGACGACAUGCUGAAACCGUGGCUCCUGGAGGUGAACCUCUCGCCGUCACUCGGCUGUGAUACGCCGCUCGACACGAAGGUGAAAGCGUCGAUGCUGACCGAUCUGCUCACGAUGGUGGGCAUACCGGCCAUCAGUCCGCUGCAGAAGGCAUGCUACGAUAGCAAGGGCCAGAAGAUACGUAACCUCACGACACCGUAUCGGCGCGUCAAUUCGGCCGAUUUUGUACACACCACCGGGCGGAAGGAUGGGCCCGGUACCGGUAGUAAUCAGCAGCAGCACCAAGGGAAAGGCGAUGGGGGUGGAAAGCUGCAGACGACUCUGAGUGCGCUGACGGCAGAGGAGCUGAAGAUUGUUCGCUUUGCCCGGUCGCAGUAUGAACGGCGGGGUGGUUUUGUGCGAAUUUUCCCAACAAGCGACAGCAUGACCCGGUACGGAUCAUUGCUGGACCCAAUCACGGGCAUUCCCACAUCGGCCAUCACGUCGUCCAGCAGUGGCACCUAUCUAAUGAUCAUACCGCACAACUACAAUCAGAUGUUACACUCGCAGCUAUUCCCGGCUGGAAGUGAAACGGAGAAUCGGAUCGUGCAUCGGAUUCAGAAGUACGAGCGUGCCCUUGAAAGCUCGCUACCGAUUACGAUCGGUCCGAAGCAUACGGCACCGAAGUGUGUGGAUGAAGCGAAGCGGCUUCGGCUGCAGGUGCGGAAGUUGAUCGAGAACGGGCACGAGAUGAGCAUUCUACAGGCCAGGCGAGCGUUUGGAUUUUACUUGGAGUACAUCCUGAAGCGGCUGUCAUCCGAGCCGAAACACAGCCACGAGGAGCUAAUUAUGAAGUUCCUGUAUCGCGUCGGUGCACACAUGAAGACGCCUUUUUUCUUCCGCAACUUUGGGAAUAAGGCGCUUGGCAAGGAUCGUGGUGCGAUGGUGGCAAAACAGCUCGGCGACUAUUUGCAUCUGUACAACAAGGAGACGGAAUCGUACGUGGAUGUGUUCGAUAUCGUGGGGAUGUUGCCGAUAAAGCUGUUCGACGAUUUUCUGAUGCAGGCCAGCGAAGCGGAUCUCGAGUCCGUCCUGACACUUCACACGAAUCUUACCCAACAGAUGCCAUUUCUGUACAGUGGCUGCUCGACCAGUAUUCCACCGGCACCUCCCAUACCGGUUGGUGCGCACGGUUUUCUGAAGGCCCUUCCCAGCAUGGCUCCGGGCGGUGCCAACAAGGAGCUGAUACGAUUGGAUCCGUUUUAUCGCCGUGUUGAGAGUAGACUGCCGCUUGGAGCUCGUGUGGCCGGGCUGUCAGAUGCACGCGGACCGGGUGUAGGCGAGUCGAAAAGCUCUGCCCGGCUUUCUCCGAUGAAAAAGAAACCACCCAUCGGCAGCAUGGUAAAAUCGUCCCGCGAGCGAGAGCAGCGUUCAAACUGGCUUUACUGA